GUCGGAGCACAUAGCACGGCUGCCACCUGAAUGAAGAGUUGUACAGAGCACUACUGUACUUUAAAUCCCCCCUUUAGAAGUUCAAAAGGGAUUGUAUUUGUGGAAAGCAGGCAUUUGAUUAGCUCUGGAAAACUUGAGCUUGAGAUUGCACCACAUAAUAUCCUGACUACAAGACUCUCCCCUGCAGGGUACCAAAGCCUUCCUUUGAAGGAGCUGUCCCAUUCAAUCCCCCUUUCCAUGGCCAAGGAGCUCCAUUAGACACUAGAUACUAGGAAUACAGGGACCCUGUCAAACUGCAAUAUGGCUAAAAAUGAUAAUACAACUAUGACCCCUGGUAUCGGAGAGAAUGAAGAUGGAACAAAUGCAGCAGUCAUUGGAGGUGUCAUUGGUGCUGUAGUGUUGUUCCUGAUUUGUCUGCUGGUGGCGAUUAUGCGAUACCUGUACCAACACAGGGGCACCUACCACACCAACGAGGCCAAAGGCACCGAAUUCGCAGACAAUGCAGAUUCAGCCCUGAAGUGUGACCCCUCCCUUCAAGAGGCUGUGGACGAGAGCAAGAAGGAAUACUUCAUUUGAGAAGAAUCACAAGCUCUCUCUUCCCAUUCUGUGUUUCUGGAACUGUAUAACAAAACACCGGUUUCCUGUCACCUCCCCUUCAAGGGGGGUUAGACAAGCUGUUAUUUAGAAUGAAUGAGCUGGAAUUAAAAGAUACCCAAGCGGUAUUCAGCAUUCUACAGUUCUCAAAGAUUACAUCUCUCUUGUCAGAAUCCUUGUUGAGAAUUCCGGCAAUUGCCAUCAGACGGUAGCUGUGCAAGCUCACUUAGUAUCAAUUUUUAACCGCAUGUUUUUUUGUAGUUUUUUUUUUGUUUUGUUUUACUAUUAACAAGGUCUACCCUGAUUUGACCCUCAUUUGGUUAACCAUUGUCACUGGGUAUAUGGCACCUGCCAAACCAUGUUCAAGCCAAUUUCAGUUUUAGAGCAUGAUCACAUGUCAGAACCAGCGGUGUACCAUUGAUUGUUGUCUACGCUCUUAAAUAAACUAAAUGC
Molecule: messenger RNA, 1047 nt
Organism: Acipenser ruthenus (sterlet)
Lineage: Eukaryota; Metazoa; Chordata; Actinopteri; Acipenseriformes; Acipenseridae
Product: glycophorin-C-like
Exons: 4
Coding region: 301-576 (91 amino acids)
Cellular component (GO): membrane; cortical cytoskeleton
Source: RefSeq, a predicted model, not a curated record